Erigeron canadensis is the source of this 3192-nucleotide messenger RNA. RefSeq names its product formin-like protein 6. Bases 165 to 2768 code for a protein of 867 amino acids. NCBI's taxonomy places the organism in Eukaryota, Viridiplantae, Streptophyta, Magnoliopsida, Asterales, Asteraceae. Gene Ontology annotation, biological process: actin cytoskeleton organization; actin nucleation. The record is from RefSeq and is a predicted model, not a curated record. Gene Ontology annotation, molecular function: actin filament binding. The transcript has 4 exons.
CAGACUAAAGAAGCUUCACAUAAUCUCCUUAAUUAUUCUCUCUCUUUCACACACACACAAACAACAUUGUCCAAUUGUUUGGUUAAACCUUUGAUGACACAAAAUAAGAAAACAGACCCAGAUAACAUGAACUGGGUGAACCAAAAAACAACGAACAUCACACAAUGACUAGACUUCUUUUUAUCCUAUCUUUUUUAACCUUACUCUCAGUAGCUCAUCCCACUAGAAGAAUUCUCCACCAGCCACUCUUUCCAGUCAGCUCAGAACCACCACCAGACACCCAACUUCCACCACCAGCACCACCAAUCACCACCACCCCAGAUGGAGACCAACCAUUCUUCAACGAAAACCCGAAUGGAAACACCCAAGUUCAACCUAUACCGACACCGAGUCCACCAGUCGUGGUUGGACCCGAUUCAAGUAACAACAUUUCACACCCUAUUGCCUCACAACCACCUUCCAAACCAGCCAAGAAAAUAGCUGUUGCUAUUUCUGUUGGGAUUGUCACACUAGGAAUGCUGUCUGCAUUCGCGUUUUUCGUUUACAAACAUAAGUCUAAACAAGCUAGUGACUCGCAGAAACUUGUCGGUAGCAGACAUAAUUCGCGACGAAAUAGUACUGUCGACAAUGAUCCACCUUCUAGUUUUCUUUAUAUCGGAACAGUUGAACCCUCGGUUCGUGAAACAACGAAUCUGCCACCUAAUGUGUCUCCGUAUCAUAAACUGAAUUCGGUUAAAAUAUCAGAGAGGUAUAGACCAAGCCCUGAUCUUCAGCCACUUCCACCAUUGAGUAAACCCCAAGAACCGCCACCGGUUAGCCAUUCGCCCCCAGCGAUGUCUUCUUCAUCAUCUGAUGAUGAAGAAGAUACCGAAAAUAAUGAUUUUUAUACACCUCAUGGAUCAAAUGCAAGCACUAAAUCAAAAUUGAGUCAGUCUAGUAAUAACAGUUCGAGUUUGGUGAUUCAAGAUAGAAAAGUAGCACGGUCGACUAGCCUUGUGGCUCAUUCGAAAAGAACUUCACCUAGGUCGAGGCUCUCGGUUUCUUCUUCAUCUUCACCUGAUACAAAACAUAGAAAUAAUCCACAUCCACCACCAAUAGUUCCUACAACAAUGGAGUAUAGUCAGCCAUUAGCUAUAACAUAUGGUCCAAGAAGGACUAAAUUCGCAGCACCACCGCCUCCACCGGAUAUGACACGUUUGAAUUCCAUAGAUAAUCAAUCUCACAAAAAGCCUAAACUAUUUCCACCACCGCCACCACCACCGCCACCACCGCCGCCACCACAGCCAGCAACGACUGUGCAAAAGAUGGGCAUCUCUCCAGUAAAGGUGCCCUGCAUUCAAAAAGUUGCAAUGCCAGAAUCAAGGAGUCUUAGUCCUAAAGUAAUUCCUGGAAUUGUGAAACAAAAGCCAUUGGAGGAAGUAAACAACAAUGGUGUUGAGGGGGAUGAUGCAGACGAGUCGAAACCAAAACUGAAGCCUUUACACUGGGACAAAGUACGGGCAACUUCUGAUAGAGCAACCGUAUGGGACCAGCUAAAAUCGAGCUCCUUUCAACUAAAUGAGGACAUGAUGGAGUCUCUUUUUGGGUGUAAUUCUGCUAAAUCAGCUAAGAAAGAAGAAACACCAAGAUCUGUUCUUCCUCCGGUUGAAAAGGAAAACAGAGUUUUGGAUCCAAAAAAGUCACAAAACAUAGCCAUUCUGCUAAGAGCGUUGAAUGUAACAAGGGAUGAGGUAUCUGAAGCACUUCUAGAUGGAAAUCCAGAAGGCUUAGGUGCUGAACUCCUGGAAACACUGGUAAAGAUGGCUCCAACCAAAGAAGAAGAGAUAAAACUUAGAGAUUAUAAAGGUGACAUGUCAAAAUUAGGGUCUGCAGAAAGAUUUCUAAAGGCAAUACUUGAUAUACCAUUCGCAUUUAAACGAGUUGAGGCCAUGCUUUACAGAGCUAACUUUGAAACUGAAGUCAAAUACCUCAGGACUUCCUUUUCAGUACUAGAGGCAGCAAGUGAGGAACUAAAGAGCAGUCGUCUUUUCCUCAAACUCCUUGAAGCUGUUUUAAGAACGGGAAAUCGUAUGAAUGUUGGCACAAAUCGUGGUGAAGCUACAGCUUUUAAACUUGACACACUCUUAAAACUAGUAGACAUAAAAGGGACAGACGGGAAAACGACAUUGCUUCACUUUGUAGUCCAAGAGAUUAUAAGGUCUGAAGGCACAGAAUCUGAUGCUAAAAGCAACGGUUUUUCUGCUGCAGCAUUUAAGAAGCAAGGGUUGCAGGUUGUUGGUGGGCUGAGUAGAGAAUUAAGUAAUGUCAAGAAAGCAGCAGGAAUGGACUCAGAUGUUCUAAGUGGCUAUGUUACAAAGCUUGAAAAUGGACUCCAAAAGAUUAGAUUGACAGGUCAUGACAAGCCAGAUAUGCAAGGGAACUUCUUUGAGUCAAUGAAAAUCUUUUUUAAAGAAGCAGAAGCAGAAAUUAAAAAGAUCAAGAUGGAUGAAAGAAAGGCAUUGGCGUCUGUGAGAGAUGUAACAGAGUAUUUCCAUGGUGACACUGCACGGGAAGGGGCUCAACCGUUCAGAAUCUUUAUGAUUGUAAGGGAUUUUUUAGGCGUAUUGGACCAUGUUUGUAAAGAAGUCAGUCAAAUGCAAGAAAAAACUAUGAUGGGUUCAGCAAGAUCGUUCAGGAUUGCUGCCACUGCAUCAUUACCGGUUUUAAACAGGUUCAACGUGCAUCCUAGUACAAGUUCUGAUGAUGAAAGCUCAUACUCAUCUCCAUGAGACUAGAAUAUACACCAAAAAUUUACACAUAAGGAUCAACUUUUGUACAAGAUUGAAAUGGGAAAUGCAUCUUGUACAAACAUAAGUGUAUCUUCUUACUCUGAGCUUGGAAAAAAGGGAAGAUCAAAAGAGUAAAUAUUGGAUGAGGAAACAGCUACAAAAUCUAAAGUCCAAAUAAUCAAGAAGAAAUCGAGAUAGCAAAAACGACAGUGAUGUUUAUUUGGAUUUAAGGCUUCAUCCAAAAACCUAAAAAGAUACUGGAAACUUGGCAUCUCAUGGAUCUUCUAACAUGGUAUAGUAUACAUACUGAUAAAUGAAGUAGUUUUAUUUGCUUACAUACAUUCUUACAAGAAAAAUAAAUGUUUAUUUAUUACGGGAAUCAUGCUUUAGCUUGGAUUAAAGUAGACCAAUCUUUUGUCUCUAA